Colletotrichum siamense is the source of this 3807-nucleotide messenger RNA. It is a transcript of the gene SET1, whose product is annotated as Histone-lysine N-methyltransferase, H3 lysine-4 specific. Lineage: Eukaryota; Fungi; Ascomycota; Sordariomycetes; Glomerellales; Glomerellaceae. Gene Ontology annotation, molecular function: RNA binding; histone H3K4 methyltransferase activity; protein binding. Gene Ontology annotation, cellular component: Set1C/COMPASS complex. The record is from RefSeq and is a predicted model, not a curated record. Bases 1 to 3807 code for a protein of 1268 amino acids. The transcript is spliced from 3 exons.
AUGACCCGCCAACCGUCGGCGAGCUUCGCGCAAUUCUUUCCUGCCGCACCACGUGCUGCCAGGGACAGGGCCACCGAGAGAGAAAAGGCCAAGGCCAAGACACAAGAUACUCCUGCUGCCAGUGGCCUGCUUGUUGGCCAGAAAAGUGGUGCUACGCUCAACGGCACAAGCGCCCGAGCGCCAUCUGGUACUGAUGGCCUACUCUCCGACUCUUCUCAACAGCCGGCCGAUGGCCAUGAGUCGCCUUUAGGAGAUACACUCAACGCCGUUGGAUCUGCGAGCUCUUACGCGAGCACUGGCUCUUCCUCCGUCUUCAGCACCUCUGCGCGACAGGCCGCCCCGAACGGCUCAUCUCAUAUACCCACCACCAGCGGCACGCCGCUCACCUCAAUAGAAUCACCUUCAUACUCGGGAAAUGCUGGCCUGCCGAAGACGAACAUGGUCCACGCACAAACCAUCGAUCGGGAUGAGGCAUCGGCCUCCCGCAAUACCCCAUUAUCCCGCCUGAACGGCUCGCUCCCGGAGCCCUCACCCAUUGAGCGCACUCCUGCGCGAGAUCUUUCUCGAACCACGAAAGGCAUCAAAUGCACAUAUGAUCCAUUUAACGACCGGACCCUGUCGAAGCACAAUAAGAAAAGUGCCAAGCCGAUAUACAAGGAGUUUGGAUUGGAAGAUGACCCCCCCCCUCCAGACCCUCGCCUCGCUAAAGGCGGGCGAUUGGGCUAUAUCAACACCGACUUCCACCUUCCAAAGUCUCGACUGCGACAGUCGCCGUAUAAUCUCAAGCCGUAUCCGUACGACUCGAAAACCUCGCUUGGGCCUGGCCCACCAACACAGAUCGUCGUGACUGGCUUCAAUCCUCUCAUUACCUUUUCCAAGGUGACGGCAGCUUUCGCGACAUUUGGAGACAUUGCAGAGAGCAGCAACAAAAUGCAUCCUGAGACAGGCAGCUAUCUUGGCUUUGCGACGUUUCGAUACAAGGAUGCGCAUCCCGGUCGCUCGAGGCUCAACCCGAUCAGGGCAAUUGAUGCCGCGCGGCGCGCUGUGAAAGCUAUGCACGGGCAGCGAAUUGAGGCGAACCAAAUACGAGUCGAGUAUGACCCCGAGGGCAAGAAAAGCGCUCGCAUGCUUGAAGAAGCCUUGAGAAGAGAGCGUGCAUCCCAAGAUGUACACCCUGUACACACUGCUUCAAAGGCGCCUCCUACAGGCCCGCGGGUUAAUGUGCCCGAAAAGGUUCCUGGUCCACCACCAUUGGCGCCAAAGGGCCCCUCGUCCCAUCGGCAAGCAGUGGCUGGUGUCCCUCCCUGGGUGCCAAGUCAGCCAAAGGGGCAUGUCGCUAUAGAGGAUAAGGCUAUCGCGAAGCAACUCGAAAACGACCCGUAUGUGUUUGUUGCGCACGAGCAUGUGCCCGUCAUGGUUACAACAAUUCCGCACAUGAAGAAGCGCCUCAAGGCUUUCGCUUUUGACGAAAUUCGCAUCGACAGAACAGGCUACUUUAUUGUCUUUCCGAACACCUUCCACGGUCGAAAUGAAGCCAUGAAGUGCUAUAGAGCUGCUAAUCAUACCGACCUGUUCACAUACAAUAUGGUUAUGCAGCUCUACCUCCCGCAGAACUCAUCUCGAGACUCUGAGUCGGUAGCCCCAGCUCCGCGCUCACGACGAACCCCUAGCCCCGAACGAAAGCGUCGAACCGAUCAGCGAUUGCGAGAGGAUAAGGAUCGCCGCCGUCGCGAAGAGGAAGCAGAUCUGGAAGAGGAAAAGCGACAAAGAGCUAAGAACUUUGACCCUGUCAUGGAAGCUUGCGAUGUUGUUGCCAGAGAACUGGCAGAGCAUUUGAUCAAGCACAUCAGAUCACGGGUUGCCGCUCCUACUUUGACGAAUUUCCUCAACCCCUCCAAUCAUGUCGCGAUGCGCCAGAAACUCGGUCUCAGAGAUCCGGCUGGUUCUGUCCCGUCGGUUACCGUAGAUGCAGGUGACGAGAGUCCUGGUGGUGCUACUCCCAACUCAGGAGCAGAUCCCAUCGAGCGUCGUACCGGCCGUCUAGAGAUAUCCUCCCUACCCCGUAUUCGUAAAGCCAAGGCCACAGGACACGGAGCUCGUAAUAAUGUUGGGUUUAUGGAUCCCUUCUCGCGCAAGCGUGCUCCUCAAAGCCGCGGUGCUUUCAGGUCACUGCACCAUCGACUGAAGAGCUACGAUAGCGAUGUCGAAUCCGACGAAGAAGUUGAGGUCAGAGAGUCUGUCGCAAGGGACACGGAAGAGCCUGAUUCUCGGCCGCGCAGUCGCAUGAGUACAGACGAUGAUGUGUCCAGAGAAGACUUUGCUUCGUGGGGCCCUGCGGAGGAAGACUCCAUGACUGAGGCAAGCUUUGCAGUUGUUGAUGGACUGACCUCGACCAAGAAGAGGAAACUGGACCUUGAGCUCCAGUCAGCAGUUAAGCGCCAUAAGAAGUCCGACGAGGAACUCUUUGGGGUCACGCUGGAUAACAUGGCGCCCGACUUGCCAGUUCAUGAAAUAUCCGAGGAAGCCACGCCUGAUGUCGACAUGGCUGAUGUGCGAAGCGAGACUCGCUCCGAAACCCCGGCCCUCUCAACCAAAGCUUCGGCGAAGAAGUUGAAGUCAAAGAAGAAAUCAAAGAAACAACUGUUCGAGGAACGUGAGGCUCUGAAAAAGCAACAGCAAGCACAGUCGGUUGCGGAAACAGAAGAGGAAGAGCCGGUCCCCGCGAAGACCCCGCUGGAGGAGGUGAAGCCAGAGCCAGAGCCAGCACCAGCAUUAGCAGCAAAGAGGGAGGACGAGCCUGUUGCUGCUGUAGAUUUCACCUUGUACUCAACGACGCCGAGACGCGCUCUUGAUCUGCCUACCGACUUCAAGCUGGAUAUUGCAACCAUGCAAGAGUUGUCCAUGUCAGCUGCGGAUAUGCCAGACUUGGCCAGGCUCAGCAAAAGGUUUGGAGGGGCAGAUCUGGGGGACCCGCUUCUUUGGCUUUGGCGGCGCAACAGGGUACGGGAACUCAACUCAAAGGACGGGUCUAUCGAUCGUGCGGUUGGUAUUGAAGGCUACUACGUCUCUAAUUCCACCGGUUCCGCACGAACCGAAGGUGUCAAGAAGAUUCUUAACGCCGAAAAGUCCAAAUACCUGCCUCAUCACAUCAAGGUCCAGAAACAAAGAGAGGCACGGCAGGCGAAGUACAAGAAGGAUGGCAAGGAUGCGGCGGUUGAGGCCAGCAGGCUUGCUGUCGCUGAAAAGGUCGUCGCCAAGGGCAACUCGAGAGCUAAUCGUGCAAACAACCGUCGCCACGUGUCAGCUCUUCAGGACGAGAAGAAGAUGUCGGGCGACUCUGAUGCCUUCAAAUUCAACCAGCUUAAGAAGCGGAAGAAGCCAGUCAAGUUUGCCAGAUCUGCCAUCCACAACUGGGGUCUCUAUACGGAAGAGAACAUCAACAAGGAUGACAUGAUUAUCGAGUACGUGGGCGAACAAGUCAGACAGUCCAUCUCGGAGAUUCGGGAGAAGCGCUACCUCAAGAGCGGCAUGGGCAGCAGUUACUUGUUCCGCAUCGACGAUAAUACCGUCAUUGAUGCGACCAAGAAGGGCGGUAUUGCUCGAUUCAUCAACCACAGCUGCAUGCCCAACUGUACGGCCAAGAUCAUUAAGGUGGAUGGAAGCAAACGAAUCGUUAUUUAUGCUCUCCGGGACAUUGCACAGCACGAGGAACUGACAUACGACUACAAAUUCGAACGUGAGAUCGGCAGUUUGGACCGCAUUCCCUGUCUUUGCGGUACGGCGGCGUGCAAGGGAUUCCUCAACUAA